Ochlerotatus camptorhynchus is the source of this 772-nucleotide messenger RNA. Its product is annotated as PBAN-type neuropeptides-like. Gene Ontology annotation, biological process: neuropeptide signaling pathway; pheromone biosynthetic process. NCBI's taxonomy places the organism in Eukaryota, Metazoa, Arthropoda, Insecta, Diptera, Culicidae. Gene Ontology annotation, molecular function: neuropeptide hormone activity. Bases 82 to 594 code for a protein of 170 amino acids. The transcript has 3 exons. The record is from RefSeq and is a predicted model, not a curated record.
CCAACAGUCAAGAUAGUCCACAUUUGCCUGUGAAAAUUGUGAUACUUUAGGAUUUUAGUUUUUAGUAACAGUGAAGCCGAAAUGUUCAAGUUAUAUUUCUUUUUCAACGUGGUCUGCAUUUUCUUGGCCAUACGGAGUGCCAUCAGUGCGGAAGUGCCAGAUUCAAAUGAGCAGAAAAUUACAAAUUUCCUUUCCUCGGUGAAAGACAGUGAAGGCUUGAGCAAACGAGCUGCGGCAAUGUGGUUCGGGCCCCGUCUCGGAAAGAGAACGAUUUCAUCGGAUCUAAACGAAGAAUUGCUCGAAGAAAUGGAUGGAAAUCCAUUGUCAUACUCUGGGGACGCGCCUCAACACUUGGCUGCGGAACUCGCCCAAGGAACUCCGUACGUCGUACUUCUAAUGACAGGCCGUGUUCUCAAACAACCGCAACCCGUAUUCUAUCACACCACAACCCCGAGACUUGGUCGCCGUGACGCAUCGGCGAACGAUAACAACUCCAGACCACCGUUUGCUCCACGACUUGGCCGCAAUUUGCCAUUCUCUCCCAGGUUAGGCAGAUCUUUUAGUGUCCCGGCACUGGAUAGUUUCGGUUACUAGACUGAUGGCACCAAGAGUGCGCCGCCCCCCGAAGCGACUCAGUAGGCCGUUUCUAUUGGAGUUUUUUUUUUUCAAAAUGGCUGGAAUCCGAAUAGAACCGGCCUACUGAGACGGAUAUUUGUAUAGAGAGAUAUUUUGUGUAACUAAAAUAACUGUACAAUACGAGAUUAAACUAUCA